This is a messenger RNA of Tricharina praecox, 894 nucleotides long. Its product is annotated as ADP-ribosylation factor family-domain-containing protein. The coding region runs from base 137 to 706 and encodes 189 amino acids. Gene Ontology annotation, biological process: endoplasmic reticulum to Golgi vesicle-mediated transport; intracellular protein transport; membrane organization. The transcript has 6 exons. The record is from RefSeq and is a predicted model, not a curated record. Lineage: Eukaryota; Fungi; Ascomycota; Pezizomycetes; Pezizales; Pyronemataceae. Gene Ontology annotation, molecular function: GTP binding; GTPase activity. Gene Ontology annotation, cellular component: endoplasmic reticulum exit site; COPII vesicle coat.
CCCGACCCGACUGCCACCGCAAGCAACGAACGGACGACAACGACAACGACCACCACCACUAUACGGAGGAAUAUCAACAGUUAGGAAAGAACAGUAAACACCACCGCCAACAGUAAACACUAGACAAACAGCAAACAUGUGGAUGAUAAAUUGGUUUUGGGAUGUCCUUGCGUCGCUCGGACUGUCGAACAAGCACGCGAAGCUGCUGUUCCUGGGUCUCGACAACGCCGGGAAGACGACGUUGCUGCAUAUGCUGAAGAAUGACCGUGUCGCUAUCUUGCCGCCUACUCUUCAUCCUACUUCCGAGGAGCUCGCGAUCGGCAACGUCAAGUUCACCACCUUCGACUUGGGCGGUCAUCAGCAGGCGCGCCGUCUCUGGAAAGACUACUUCCCGGAGGUCUCGGGCAUCGUGUUCCUCGUGGACGCGAAGGACCACGAGCGUCUCCUCGAGUCCAAGGCGGAGCUCGACGCGCUGCUGAGCAUGGAGGACCUGUCCAAGGUGCCCUUCCUCAUCCUCGGCAACAAGAUCGACCACCCAUCCGCCAUCUCCGAGGAGGAGCUGCGCCAGGUCCUCGGUCUCUACUCCACCACCGGAAAGGGCAAGGUCCCGCUCGAGGGUAUCCGUCCCAUUGAGGUCUACAUGUGCUCGGUGGUUAUGAGGCAGGGCUACGGAGAGGGCUUCCGGUGGAUGUCCCAAUACGUGUAGAUUCCUUCCUACCCUACCCGCCAAAUCCAGUCCGGUCCGAUUCUCUUUUUGUUCGGUUUGCGCGUUCGUGCGUGCGUAUCGUUAACGUAGACAAGUUAUAACUAUGAUUACGAAUUGUGAGGAUGACAGGACUUGAUGGUGGGGGUCUAUAGUGCGUGUAAAAAAAACUUGUUCGGGAUUCCUUACUU